Protopolystoma xenopodis is the source of this 594-nucleotide messenger RNA. NCBI's taxonomy places the organism in Eukaryota, Metazoa, Platyhelminthes, Monogenea, Polystomatidea, Polystomatidae. The record is from the annotation of a GenBank genome assembly.
AUGGCUGAUUCGGUCCUUAGUUUAGAAGAUACACGAUCACUCAACUCUCCACGAGCCUCCAAGUCUUCGGCCACUAGACGCUUCCUUCCCUCCAGCAAAGUCCGACGACAUUCCCAUUCCGAUUCCACACGCUCACAAGUCUCGGCUGUCUCUUCGGACACCACCGGCGGGCCUCAGCCAACCAGCCUUGACGAGGUUGGUGGCUUAGACAGCGACUCCGGACUCGUCGAAGGAUCGACAGUACUCAACGCGAAUUUGAGUGAUGGUACCGAAAAAUUGACCUCUUCGUCAACCACCUAUCGUUGCCGUGACGACGGCGGAUUGACUUUGCGUCUUGAGCUCUCUCUCGGGCAUACAGCACCUCUUCUACGGGAGAUAUUUGUGGAGUUUCUGGGCUAUCUCUCCAAAACUCUGGUCGGCUCACAGGGUCAAGAACUGCUGACAGGCGGUCUGAUGGCUCUGAGGAAGACUUCAUCUGUUGUAGAACUGGUCAUGCUUUUGUGCUCUCAGGUACGUCUAGCCCUCAAUUCCUCCAUCUACUCAUGUCACCUGCACAUCUUCAUGCUUCUCUAUUGUUAUUUACACUUUCAAUAA